AUCAGGAGUUCUAUGAAGAAUGAUUUACACAGAGUACAGCACACUGGGUUGUCAGAAUUUGUGUCCUCCAUAUGCAUUUCUGGUCUGAAAACUCCCCCUGCGUCAAGCCCAUCCUCUGUGUUGAGCCCUCCAGGACUACAGGCCAAGUCAUACCCUCUAUGGCAGGAGCUACCGCAAGUAAAGCGUCAUCUGAACUCUCUGAGUGUGCAUGAGAUCCAGCUUCAAGAGGCCAUGUUUGAGCUGAUUGUGUCCGAGGCCUCGUAUCAGAAGAGUCUGAUCGUAGCACUGAAUGUGUUUCAGUGCUCCGCAGAACUCAAAGGGAUCCUGCCCCGUGUGCAGCACCAUGUUCUGUUCUCCAACCUAAAGGAUGUCUGCAGAGUCAGUGAACGAUUUCUGCAGGACAUGGAGUCCCAUCUUGGGCAGUAUGUGGUAAUGUCCCAGGUUGGUGAUAUUGUUUUGAAUCAACGGCAAUGUUUCCAAAAAGUCUACGUGCCAUAUAUUACCAACAUGAUGUACCAGGAGGCUCUUGUCGCUCAACUGACGUUUGUUCUGUUUUCAUGCAUCUUCCAUAUUGAACAUAAUUAA
This is a messenger RNA of Carassius carassius (crucian carp), 585 nucleotides long. Its product is annotated as ephexin-1-like. NCBI's taxonomy places the organism in Eukaryota, Metazoa, Chordata, Actinopteri, Cypriniformes, Cyprinidae. Bases 13 to 585 code for a protein of 190 amino acids. The transcript has 3 exons. Gene Ontology annotation, cellular component: nucleus; cytoplasm. Gene Ontology annotation, molecular function: guanyl-nucleotide exchange factor activity. Gene Ontology annotation, biological process: activation of GTPase activity. The record is from RefSeq and is a predicted model, not a curated record.